Molecule: messenger RNA, 3956 nt
Organism: Egretta garzetta (little egret)
Lineage: Eukaryota; Metazoa; Chordata; Aves; Pelecaniformes; Ardeidae
Gene: BTBD10
Product: BTB domain containing 10
Exons: 10
Coding region: 1768-3192 (474 amino acids)
Biological process (GO): positive regulation of phosphorylation
Cellular component (GO): cytoplasm
Molecular function (GO): protein binding
Source: RefSeq, a predicted model, not a curated record
CUUUUUUUUGGUUUAUGUGCAAGGCAAGAAUGUUCCGCAAAUAAUGCUUUCUUUAUUGCCCACAGUGUGAAUCCGUGGGAAAAAAAAAAAAAUAAUUUGAACCACAGUUGAAACAUAAUCCUUUCUAUUGCAGAAAAAUGUGGAUGUGCGGAAGUCUUUAAAAAAUAAUCGGGAGGACUAGUUAGUUACUUGGCAGAAUUUAUACAGCAUUUGCUAAUUGAAAAUUUCUGUUUCAAUAGAGAAAAGCAUACAGAAAGGCUUACAGGUUGGUUAAAAACCUGGAAGAAAAUUUAUAUACACAUUUGUUUAUAAUCCUUGCAAAAGUGCUAUCAGCAGUGGUCAAGAAGAAGAAAAUUGUCUGCUUUACACUUCUCAGAGAAGUGUUAUUUGUUAAGAUCCUACUGAGUGGAGGAUGGAGGGAAGACUUUCUUGUUCACAAGUUGAUAUAUCGUGACAUGCUUGGAAUUAUAUUAAGUUUCACAAGAUGCGGCUUUGGACGCUUUCAGAUUGUUUUUAUCUUCUUUUCAUAAUUGUGCUCUGGUUCUGAGUUGUGUGCUCUGUGGUACCUCAUCAGUGACGCUGCUGCGGGUCCUCAUAUGCUUUAAGCAUCGGAAAAGGGAAUACUGUUGUUCAUGAGGAGCAGUCCCAUUUGUUUGUUUCUGUCCUCCUGUGCCAUCUAUUGUUUGUAAUGGCUUAAGCAUGUAGCUUCAUGGCAAAGCAGAUUGAGGAACUGAUCCUACUUAGAACAAUCUUUCUUUGAAGUGUAUUUCAACAUAUACCCUCCUGUUGAAUCUGUCACUUUCAUUGCCUUUGAGAAGGCAAAAAGUGUGAGACAAUGUAAGAAAGUGACUUUAAAUUGUUCUUUCAGCUGCAGUUCUUGUAAAAACUGCUUUUAUAUAUCUUUUCAGUGCGAAAGCUAAAUUCAAAUAAUGAUGUCUUGAGUGAAAUGAGUAAGAAUUGGCUGCUGGAUGACAAACUGUUUCUGUUAAGGCACCUGCUUUGGUCCAUACCUGAGAGAGUGGGGUGUUUGUAAGUCUUUCAGAUGGUUUUAAAGGGAAGAGAGAAUUUGUGGAAACAAACAAAAGCUUGAAAAGAAACGUGUGGUGCUAAAUGAGCUUGACACUGAGGUGCUUCAGCAAAUACGGGAAUUGAAGCAGGACCCUGCUGGGAGCGACUGCAGAAUGGGACCUGUGGUGUUCCACUGGGAGAUUGCUGGUCUCCGCUUUGUAUUCUAAACCGUGUUGUUGCCAUGAGUAGUAAGAUUCACUGUGUAUCUUGCUCGAGUGACUCAGUCUAAUGAACACAAUUUGUUUCAAUGUAGGAUAAAAGGUGUCUUUAUAUUUUUUUUUUUUAUUGUGUAUGAAGAUGGUGCAUCAUAUUGCUCCUAAGUUCUGCUGCUGAAGUAACUUGCAACUGCGUUUAUAAACCACCCUUCCUUUCCUUCCCUUUGUCUCCUUAUUAAUACUUUCUCUGUUCUGAAAUAGGUCGUAGGUUUCUUCUUGUUAAGCAUCUAAACACAUCUGAUACAUGUGUGUAAAUCCUAUGACCUUCUGUGUUUGUGUAGUAUCAUCACAUAUUGACCGUGCUUUGAUAACCUGAAUUUCCAGAUGCUGUAUAAUCAUCAGCUGUUCACUUGUGGCUACGUUUUAGCUUUUGUAACCAGGUCAUUUUGAACUAUACAGCUCUCGUGACACAAGUGUCACUUAUAGGUUGUGAGUGCUGCAUGUGUGCUUUUCAGAGCAGUAGUGUGAGGAAGCUGGCAGUGGAAUGGCAGGACGGCCUCAUCCUUAUGAUAGUAACUCCAGUGACCCAGAGAAUUGGGAUCGGAAAUUGCAUAAUAGACCUCGUAAACUUUGUAAACAUUCAAGCACCUCAUCUCGUAUUGCUAAAGGAAUAGACUACACAAAAAUGAGCCUCCAUGGUGCAAGUGGUGGACAUGAGAGAUCAAGGGACAGACGCAGAUCAAGUGACAGAUCUCGUGACUCAUCCCAUGAAAGAGCAGAAUCUCAGCUCACUCCAUGCAUCAGGAAUGUUACUUCACCAACAAGACAGUAUCACUCUGAUCGAGAAAAGGAUCACAGUUCAUCUCGACCAAGCAGCCCUCGUCCUCAGAAGACUUCCCCUAACGGUUCUGUUGUUAGCAUGGGGAACAGCAGCAGAAACAGUAGCCAGUCAAGUUCAGACGGGAGCUGCAAGGCUGGUGGGGAAAUGGUAUUUGUAUAUGAAAAUGGAAAAGAGGGAGCUCGGAAUGUAAGAACUUCUGAACGAGUAACACUCAUAGUGGACAACACCAGAUUUGUUGUAGAUCCUUCUAUCUUUACUGCACAACCUAAUACAAUGUUGGGCAGGAUGUUUGGAUCAGGCAGAGAGCAUAACUUUACACGUCCUAAUGAAAAAGGAGAGUAUGAAGUUGCUGAAGGAAUUGGUUCCACUGUGUUUCGUGCUAUUCUGGAUUACUACAAGACUGGAGUGAUACGCUGCCCUGAUGGGAUAUCUAUUCCUGAAUUAAGAGAAGCGUGUGACUAUCUCUGUAUCUCUUUUGAGUAUAGUACUAUUAAAUGCAGAGAUCUUAGUGCUCUCAUGCAUGAAUUGUCAAAUGAUGGUGCUCGCAAACAAUUUGAAUUUUAUCUAGAAGAAAUGAUUCUCCCAUUAAUGGUAGCCAGUGCCCAAAGUGGUGAGAGGGAGUGCCACAUUGUUGUGCUGACAGAUGAUGAUGUUGUUGACUGGGAUGAAGAGUAUCCUCCACAAAUGGGAGAGGAGUAUUCACAAAUUAUUUACAGCACGAAGUUGUAUAGAUUCUUCAAAUACAUUGAAAAUCGAGAUGUGGCUAAAUCAGUUCUGAAGGAAAGGGGGCUCAAGAAGAUCCGACUGGGCAUUGAAGGUUACCCUACAUACAAAGAGAAAGUGAAAAAGCGGCCGGGCGGAAGGCCGGAGGUGAUUUACAACUAUGUCCAGAGACCGUUUAUUCGGAUGUCGUGGGAGAAGGAGGAAGGAAAGAGCCGGCAUGUUGACUUUCAGUGUGUGAAAAGCAAAUCCAUCACAAAUCUGGCAGCGGCGGCAGCAGACAUACCCCAGGACCAGCUGGUGGUAAUGCAUCCUACCCCCCAGGUGGAUGAGCUGGAUAUUCUGCCUAUUCAUCCCCCGCCCAGCAACAGCGAGGUGGAUACCGAGGGACAAAACCCGCCCCUCUGAUCCAGACUCUUAGGAAAACAAAAGCAUGCUACUUUAAAGUGACUCUGUACUCAGCUCAUACUACACUGCAAGUCCAGUUUUUUCCAUUGUGUAACAGUGUUUAGGAUAUUGCAGUACCGACCUUGGAAAAGACCACAGGGAGGGGAGUACCCAAUUGUUUUUGAGAGAGUACAGAUCAAAGGUCCCGGGGUUACGGUUACAUACGUGUAUGUGUUUACCAGUAGGUUUGUGACAUUGGUGACUUGUAUGCUGGACUGUCCUCACUCUGAAGCCCACCAAAAGCAAUGGGAUGCUGGUGGCUAGUUGUGCAUCAGCAUUGGUACAUGGGGGUUAGAACGCAGAAUUGGAAUUGAUAGUAGCACUUUAUAAAGGGUUGCGAAAUGGAAUUUGAAGCCAUUUUUUAUAAAUGUGUUGCACAAUACUAACAAAGUGCUUCUAUCAAAAGUAUUAACUGUAAAUAGUUUUGCUCUGAAUAGAUUGACCCUUUUAAAGUUACUGUAUAUGGUUGAGCACAAAACUACUUACUCUUGGGUUUUUGGAUUGAGGACAUGAUUCAAUUACCCAUGUAACAUCUUGUUGAACUCAGAGUUCUUUAGUGAAUUUUUUCACUUGUUUGCAGCGUGAGCCAUGUUCAAAAAUUGUGAACAAUGCAGAGGGGCUUUAUCUUAAAUUUUGCCUUACCUUAAUCUGUUCACAAAUAUUUAUUUAAUACAUUUUUCAUAAGUGUCACAAAAUAGGAAAUGCAAAUGGUUCAUUCUUCAUUU